Molecule: messenger RNA, 3061 nt
Organism: Spinacia oleracea (spinach)
Lineage: Eukaryota; Viridiplantae; Streptophyta; Magnoliopsida; Caryophyllales; Amaranthaceae
Product: SWI/SNF complex subunit SWI3C
Exons: 10
Coding region: 369-2687 (772 amino acids)
Molecular function (GO): protein binding
Source: RefSeq, a predicted model, not a curated record
UGCUGCAAAAAAAUAAAAAGAAACAAAAACAAAAAUUUCCGCCCAAAUUUCACUUCUCUUCUUGUUCUUCCUUCUUCGUUUCUAGGACUCACUCUUACUCACAAACUUCACCCAAAAUUCUGGCUUGUUCACCGACCACCAAGAAGUGUUCGCCGCCUCUGUCCUCGAACAUCCAUAAUUCCGGUCGGUUUCUUCACGUUGUCCGCCUACCUCCUCUGGGCUUCGUGUUAGGGUUUUCGUCCUUCGCUUUUUGGUUCUCCAGUACUUUGUCGAUGGGUCGACAGCGCCCAACCAUUGUUUAAUUAUAGGGUCCGCCACGGAUCACAGACACCACACUUCUCUCUCCUUCCUCCAAAUUUGCUGCUUCAAUGCCAACUUCUCCAUCAGACGCUCGGCAUAAAAGGCGGAAACCGCGAGGGCCAAAGACCAUGAAACGGCACCAUGGCGGCGACGAGGAAGAAGAAGACGAUGAAGAAGAGAACGAGGUUAUGGCGGAGGCGGAUGAAGAUGAAGACCUCCACCCUAACCCUAAGAAUGCCCAAAUUCCCAGAAAUAGGGCCAUAUCCGAACCCGAGGUGACCUCUGGCAGCGGCGUCCGAAUCUCAGACUUCCCCGUUGCCCUGAAGUAUGACGUGAACUGGCCCCACUCGUGUGUGCUCAAAAUUGCUGCUACUGAAAGAGAUAGAGAAGUCAAGGGGCAGGGGCAGUGUUGGGACGGAGGUGCUGUUUUGGAGAAUAUAUCAUACGGUCAGCUCCAGGUGUCGUCUGCUGUGCCAUCUGAUUGUCCUGCACUGUUGGGUUCAGCUUCAGGGGAUCAAGAGAGUCCGGUUGUGCUUACUCCGCCUCCCAUUAGGGAAGGUAGGGGCGUGGUUAAGAUGUUUUGGGACAGGCACCAUGUUCUCCCCUUUCACGCCGAGUGGUUUCAACCAACAUCAGUGCACAGAUUGGAAAGACAAGUGGUGCCACAUUUUUUUUCUGGCAAGUCCGCUGAACACACCGCUGAGAAAUAUCUGGAUUGUCGUAAUUUAAUCAUUGCCAAAUACAUGGAAAACUCGGAGAAGAGGCUGUCUAUUGGGGAUUGCCAAGAAUUGGAUGUUGGUGUUGAUAACGAAGAUAUUAGUAGGAUAUUUCGUUUCCUUGACCACUGGGGCAUUAUUAACUAUUGUGCUCCGUUGCCUCCUCACGAGUCUUGGAGUAUUCAGUCAUAUCUGAGAGAGGAUCGAAACGGAGAAGUUCACGUGCCAUCAGCUAUGUUGAAGUCCAUUGAUAGUCUUAUCAAUUUCGACCUUCCAAAGUGCAGUUUGAAAUCUUGUGAUUUGUCCUCGUCAUUGUCAUUAACUCCACCUGAUCUUGCUGACCUGGACAGUAGAGUACGGGAGAUGUUAUCAGAAAAUCACUGUAAUUUUUGUUCUCGGUCCCUGUUCGUUUUGUGUUAUCAGUCUGUUAAGGAGGCUGAUACAAUGCUAUGUUCAGAAUGCUACCAUGAAGGGAGGUUUGUUAUUGGUCAUUCAAGCAUGGACUUCAUUAAGAUAGAUCCCACAAAGGAGUGUGGUGAUCAUGAUGGGGAUAGUUGGACUGAUCAGGAAACACUUCUACUCCUCGAGGCACUUGAAAUUUACAAUGAUUGCUGGAAUGAAAUAGCCGAGCAUGUUGGAACUAAGUCAAAGGCACAAUGCAUUCUCCACUUUCUUCGUUUGCCCAUAGAGGAUGGCUUACUAGAAAAAGUGGAAGUUCCAAGUUCCUCUGGUCAAACUUAUGGGCUGGUCAAGUACAGUCAUGAUGGAUCCUAUCUGAAUGAAAAUGGCAUCUCUUCAGGACCCCGUGAGCAUGAUUGUGAUUCUGAAAAUAAGUUUCCAUUUCUAAAUUCUGAAAAUCCUGUCAUGGCUCUGGUUGCUUUUUUAGCUUCUGCUGUAGGUCCUAGGGUUGCUGCUGCUUGUGCUCAUGCUUCUUUGGCAGCCCUUUCAGAGGAUGAUCGAUCAUUGCAUGGUAAUAGGGAGGAUUCGGAUGAUGGUCUUGUAGAAUUCAGAGAGUCCAGUCAGCAGAAAGACAAUAUUAAUGCGGAAGCUUCUUCACUACCUGCUGAGAAAGUCAAACUUGCUGCAAAAGCUGGUCUUGCUGCUGCAACAAUGAAAGCAAAAUUGUUUGCAGACCAUGAAGAGCGGGAGAUUCAGAGGCUAUCUGCUAAUAUUAUAAAUCAUCAGUUGAAGAGAUUGGAAUUGAAGCUGAAGCAAUUUGCUGAAGUGGAGACCUUAUUAAUGAAGGAAUGUGAACAAGUAGAGAAAACAAGGCAAAGGCUUGCUGGGGAAAGAGCUCGUGCUUUAACAGCUAGAUUUGGAUCCAGUGGAGUUGCUUCACCUAUGAAUUUACCUGGUGUUGCUCCUCAAGUUAAUAAUAAUAAUAACAAUAAUAAUAUCAACAACAGCAGACCACCAGUUAUAUCAGCAUCACCUUCACCACAACCUAGUGUUUCUGGUUAUUCCAAUAGCCAAAUGAGCCAUCAACAAAUGUCAAUGUUACCCCGUCAGCAAAUGUUCACUUUUGGGCCCCGCCUACCGCUUUCAGCCAUACAACCUUCUUCCUCGGGGCAUCCUUCAGGUGUUAUGUUUGGUGCACAAGGGAGUGGCCAAUCUUCUUUGAGUCAUCCUAUGUUGAGACCUGUACCGGGGACGAGUACAGGCAUGGGCUAAGGUUCAUGGCAAGAGAUCUAUAUUUGAUUUUCGUGAUCUGUGCACGCUCAUUCUUCUCUCAGGCCGUGACGAUGCCUAUGUUUGGGGGCAGAUUCUUCAACUUUGAUUUCUGCAGUGGUUGGGAAUAUGUGGUUGGACCUUUUGGGUCGAUUUGCAAUUAGUUGUGGUAGCAGUUGGCGGCUAUUCUUUUCUUGUUUCUCGUUUUCUUCUGGCUUUCCCUGUUUAGUGUUUACCUCCUUGAAGUCAAGAAUUGUAGAGCUGAUUGGAAAAAAGGUGAUUUUUUUACUGGACUGCAGUUGCAUUGGAAUCGUGACUUUAAAACGCUGUAGACAAUCCUCUUGGAGAAAUAUGAUAAGAAUAAUUGGUGAUAGAAA